This is a messenger RNA of Suillus discolor, 471 nucleotides long. RefSeq lists its product as uncharacterized. Gene Ontology annotation, biological process: DNA-templated transcription. NCBI's taxonomy places the organism in Eukaryota, Fungi, Basidiomycota, Agaricomycetes, Boletales, Suillaceae. The transcript has a single exon. Gene Ontology annotation, molecular function: DNA binding; DNA-directed RNA polymerase activity. The record is from RefSeq and is a predicted model, not a curated record. The coding region runs from base 1 to 471 and encodes 156 amino acids.
AUGGCUACUCACCGCAUACUCAAACAGUUUUCCAUCUUACCACCUCAGCACACUCCCGUGCCACCAUGGCUACUCACCGUGUACUCGAACAGUUCCAUCUUACCAGAGAGGCAUUUGACUGGGUCAUUGGCGAAGUGGAAGCCAAUCUCGUCCUCAGCACACUCCCGUGCCACCAUGGCCACUCACCACAUACUCGAACAGUUCCAUCUUACCACCUCAGCACACUCCCGUGCCACCAUGGCUACUCACCACAUACUCGAACAGUUCCAUCUUACCACCUCAGCACACUCCCAUGCCACCAUGGCUACUCACCGCAUACUCGAACAGUUCCAUCUUACCAGAGAGGCAUUUGACUGGGUCAUUGGUGAAGUGGAAGCCAAGUUCAACCAGUCAUUAGUGAACCCGGGAGAGGUGUAUGGCACACUUGCUACAACAAUAUCCUGGGUUUCAUCAGCAAUGCGCCGAUCAUGA